Molecule: messenger RNA, 914 nt
Organism: Mesitornis unicolor (brown roatelo)
Lineage: Eukaryota; Metazoa; Chordata; Aves; Mesitornithiformes; Mesitornithidae
Gene: KCNIP1
Product: Kv channel interacting protein 1
Exons: 9
Coding region: 115-681 (188 amino acids)
Biological process (GO): regulation of potassium ion transmembrane transport
Cellular component (GO): voltage-gated potassium channel complex
Molecular function (GO): calcium ion binding; transmembrane transporter binding; potassium channel regulator activity
Source: RefSeq, a predicted model, not a curated record
GAGGGACUCCAGACUUUAGGGAUUGUGGUGGUGGUGUGCUCCUCUCUGAAACUUUUGCACUACCUCGGGCUAAUUGACUUUACAGAAAAUGAUAAAAUUGAAGAUGAAUUAGAAAUGACUACAGUGUGUCAUAGACCCGAAGGACUGGAACAGCUUGAAGCACAAACCAAUUUCACUAAAAGAGAACUUCAAGUGCUUUACAGAGGAUUUAAAAAUGAAUGUCCUAGUGGGGUUGUUAAUGAAGAGACAUUCAAACAGAUCUAUGCACAGUUUUUUCCUCAUGGAGAUGCUAGCAUGUAUGCACAUUAUCUCUUUAAUGCAUUUGACACUGCACAAAAUGGCUCGGUGAAGUUUGAGGAUUUUGUGAUGGCAUUGUCCAUUCUGUUGCGGGGAACUGUUCAUGAAAAGUUAAGAUGGACGUUUAAUCUGUACGACAUAAAUAAGGAUGGCUAUAUAAACAAGGAGGAAAUGAUGGAUAUUGUAAAGGCAAUUUAUGAUAUGAUGGGAAAGUACACGUAUCCAGUGCUCAAGGAAGAUGCUCCAAGGCAGCAUGUAGAAGUAUUCUUCCAGAAAAUGGAUAAAAACAAAGAUGGUGUUGUAACUUUAGAUGAGUUUAUUGAAUCGUGUCAGGAGGAUGACAAUAUCAUGCGAUCCUUACAGCUCUUUGAGAACGUGAUGUAACCGUGUCUGAAGAGUGCUGCAGGAGCCAGAGACUUUCUGUGUAACAAAGACCUCCUUUCUGGGUGGAAGCUUUUUACAAUUCAGCCAUGUUCAGUGUGUGAGGAUUUUGUAUGACAUCUCCAACCAAAUGGCAACCGAAUGCGACUGAUCCCACCUCUUCUCCCCAAGAGAUGCCGGUGGACCUUUGUUUCAUUUUGGAAGCAUGUGAAUAUUUUAAUAAAUCCUGACGAGAG